Molecule: messenger RNA, 4812 nt
Organism: Vespa mandarinia (Asian giant hornet)
Lineage: Eukaryota; Metazoa; Arthropoda; Insecta; Hymenoptera; Vespidae
Cellular component (GO): chitin-based extracellular matrix
Molecular function (GO): structural constituent of chitin-based larval cuticle
Source: RefSeq, a predicted model, not a curated record
UUCGGUGUUUAUGUGCUCGUAUGUACGCCGGGUGUGGUCUCUCGACUGGACAGCAUUACGUUCGCGUUGUUUACGACAUAAGGCGACCUCCACAAAUAUGUGACCGGAUCUACGGUGCGGACGUGGGUGUGCUCCGCUAGACCUCUUCGCGAUUUUUAAAUCGAAUCAUUUUACUGUCCUUGCAUCUUCCUACCAGGAUGGACAUUCUUACGUUCUCGGAUACCACGGAUAAGGGAGAAAGAUGGCUGUGUCCUUGAAUGGAACCUUCCCUUUUUUUUUUUUUUUUUUUCACUUUUUCUUCUCUCGUCAUCGGUUUUUGACAAAAUUUCGAAGAUGACAAAAAUUGUCGAGAUAACAAUUGAUCAUUUUCUUCCGAGAUACUUAUAUAGAAUUCCCUUGAACUAACAAUAGAUUUUGGUCUUGUUCCUAAGGGCAUUAUCAUUAAUUCACGCCUAGCAGUUCUUUAAUCUUUCUUAUAUCCACACCCUCUUUUUCAAAGCGUCGACGUUAUUCUAUUCUCUGAUUAUCCACGCUUUUGACUCGGCUAUCCUCGCCUACGAGCCAUCUCACGAGCCCUUCCCACGUAGUACGUGCACGUUGUCCAGUCGUUGGUAGCGCGAAAACAAAUAGACAUCCGUGAGAUGGCUUCGGAUUCGCUGCUGCUCCUUCUCGCAAGAGAGAGAGAGAGAGAGAGAGAGAGAAAGGGUAUGAACGAGAUACACGGCCGAUUGUCUCCACCUACACACUCCUGCUCGCGUUCACGAGCUUUUCCAACGACGAAUGACCCUGUAAAGAUACCCUUUAAAGGAUCGAAUCCACUAGCACGCUCGCUAAACGAACUCUUGGAUUUUCUUUUUUACGAGUUCGAUGACCUUCGACGGAAUCAUUAAACGCCCUCAUAAAAAUCAACGUCGUAGUUACUAUCGAGAAAGGUAUACCCUUGUAGUAUCGAAAGCGAAGAUCCAAGAAUCUCAUAGGUAAAUGUUCGGCUAAAGAUAAAUAUCAAUUCGGCUUUAAUUCGCUAGAAGAUUGGUCACGCCCCCAAGCGUACUUUACACAGAGAUCGGCAUUAUAUACUAUUUGCGGGUAAGAAAGUACCUUGCAUCGCGAAGUACAAGUGUUAUGUCCGGGUCAGGUACAGUGAAUAACGCCAAGGACGAGGGACGCGUGAUUUUAUUACGUUUAGGACGAAAGAUAUUCGUCCGUUUGCUAUUGGUUUGGUAUUGAGGGGGAAAAAGAAAAGAAAAGAAAAGAAAAGAAUGUAGCUAACUGAUUUCAAUUUGUGCAAAGACGUACAGUAUGUAUACGUACUUCUAUCAAGGACGAACGAAUUAUCUUCUUCUUUCUCUUUUCGGUCUGGUCCGGUUCGAUCAUUUUUAUAUUCGAAAAUGUACGUUUAUCCAUCGGCCACAUUCUUCGAUUUAAGUACAAAUUUCUUUAAAUCUAUUUUCUUGAAAUGAAAAUAAAAAAGAAAAGAACGGAUAGAGAAGAGUUGUUUCGUCCGAUAUUUUAACAUUCUCAUUUGCAUUUGGAUUUUAUAGUUACGUAUGUAUAGCAACUUUUGGAAACGUUAAUGGCACCGUUGGUGGCCCAUGAAAGGUAGACGUAUGUAAGUAUGUAAGUAUGUAAGUACUUACCUACGUGCGGCUUUACAAUGAAGGAAAAUAAAAUAAAAAAUCCCUUAUACUCGUCGUUAGCAAAAGUCAUACCGAACGACCUCGGGAAAGCUGGUAGAGUAAAGGAACUCGAGAAAAAGAUCAGACUAUGUCCUUCUUUUUCUCCGGUUUGCGGUUUAACAUGAUAGCCGAGCGCUUUAAAACCCAAAUAAAUGAUUAUCUUGUAAAAGAAAAAAGAAGAAAGUUAAAGAAAUAUCGCGAAUAAAACACGACGUAGAAAAUUUUUGGUAAUGUUCAACGUUAAUAUCAAUUAAACGAACAAUCUCGUCAAGAUAAUUAAUAUCUAUCUUAACUCUUAAUAGAAAGUUUCGGAAGGAUGUGAUAAAUUAUAUAAUAGGAUAACUCGCGUGGCUCCGUUUAACCAUUAUCGAUCCGAAGCGUAAUUAUAACUUCGUAAUACCUUCAUUAGGCUCCCUUUAUCGCCAUUUUAAUCGUCAUUAUUGUUGCUUGCUAUUUCGAGAGGGAAUACAAGUUAAUGUGAUAACAUUAAUUUAGUAUCGAGUGUAUUAUAUAGCUACUAUUAGUAGAAAUGUUCUUGCUCUUGCUUUUAUCUUUCUUCUUCUUCUUCUUCUUCUUCUUCUUCUUCUUCUUUUUCGUCGUCGUCUUCGUCUUCGUCUUCGUCUUCGUCUUCGUCUUCGUCUUCGUCUUAUUUCUCCGUUUGACUGCCGGCAAAAGGCGACAAAGAAAAUCUAUACGCCAGUCUGGCGAGAGAGAGAGAGAGAGAGAGUGUGAGGGGAGAGGGGAGGAAGGGAGAAAGAGACAGAAUCUUCGAUCCCGGAUGGAGAGGGAUACCGAGAAGGAAGAAUUCGGUGAACGGAUCUCGUUCGCUUUUGUCCUUCGACUGAGGAUACCCCUGGUUCCUGGUUCAAAGUCAUCGUACUCGACUUCUUCUUGUCUCGACAACGUAUAUAAGUCAAAUCGAGAUCGAAAGCAAGGUGCAUAAUCCGAACAGUCCUUCGUCGAAGAAGGAGGUUGGAAGAGAAGCCGAUUUUGUUACAAGAUGCAACCAAUGAUAGUACUUCUGGCGAUUCUGAGCGUGGCCUCGUGCUCGCAGCUGACUCUAGUGCCGUACGCCUAUCUGGCGGAUCCACUUCCGGUGUACCAUCAGUCUCAGAACACGAGAACCGGGGAGCACGCGUACAGUUACUCCGGUGGACCCUCGGCAAAGGAGGAAGUCAAAGGUCCCGAUGGAGUCACGAGAGGAUCUUACAGCUACGUCGACGCUCACGGUAUCUUACAGUCAGUUUUCUACGUCGCCGACGAGGGUGGCUUCCGGGUUGCGGCGACGAAUCUACCGACGGAUAGCGAUCUGCCCGUUGAAACGGCAGAGGUUCUUUUAGCUAAGAGGGCACUAUUCGAGGAACAGGCAAGAGCCACCUCGUCGGAGCAAUCUUCGAGCGCUCGUCGAAAGCGUAGCUUAACCGAAGAGACGAAAAAAGAACAUCGGGAAGAAGAUUCGAAGAGCAACAAGCAAGAGGAUUAUUCGAACGAUAAACCCUACGGAGCGUUGGCAACUUUUCUACUUCCAGGAUCUUUAGCAACGGCAACGUCUCAUCAGAGUCAAGUUAGGAUUCAUCAGGACGUUCGUACGGAAGGUGUCGAUCCGAUUGCCAAUGCAGUCACCGUCGAGGCUGCUACCCCCGUUUUACCUCUUAUCGAUCCCAUUAAAUCGGAGGUGAUCAAAACUCCAUUGAUCAUAUCCGAUGGAUCGGUAGCCUUGCUAACCGACAACGAUUAUCAUCAAAAUCGUAUAAAGAUCCAUAGAAAUCUCGGAUUGGAGGGAGAGGAGGGACGCAAGGACGCUGUCAAGAUCGAAACGCCGGUACUCGCUGAAGUUCGUCCGCUCGUUUCUGAGCCGGUCGCGAUCCUGGAGCAUCGACCUUCCCUUCUCACGGCCGUUUCCUCUCAAAGCGUCACGCAGAUUCACCUAAGUGACAAGCACGAGAUUCCAAGUAUUUACGAGUUGCCUGCCCUUUAUCAUGCGAUCCCUAUCGCGAGAUCAUCGCAAUAUCGUACGCAGAUUCAUUCGAGUCAAAGAAUCGAAAGCGCCGACGAUUCGGAGAAUUUACGAGAGGAUAUCAAUAAAGAAAAGAGUCAAGACGAAGCAAUAGGAUCCUCAUUAACAGUUAAUCGAUUAAGCCGAUCUCUUCUUUAUGCUUUUCAGACGAUCCUGUUCAGCGUAUUGCUCGGUUCUUCCUUAAGCAGUCCAAUAGCAAAUGUUUGGGUCAGUCCCAUAGGAAGCAUCUCGCCGUUACGACAAUAUCACGUGCAAGAUGGAUCGGGAUCCUAUCGAUAUUCAUUCACGGGACCGCAUCACGCCAAGACGGAGUCUAAUCUGAAUGGAAUCACUCAGGGUGGUUAUUCCUACAUAGACGCUAAUGGAAUUCUACAAACCGUCUCGUAUACCGCGGACGAUCAAAAUGGCUUUAGAGUUAGCGCGAGUAAUCUUCCUGAAGCGCCCAAGAACGAGCAUGAUCAGAUCGAAGACACCCCGGAAGUAGCAGCAGCCAAGCGAAAUCACUUAGAGGAAUUGCAGAAAUCGCAGCUGGCCGAUCGACCGAACUGGAACGAUCAGAAUAUUCUAUCCUAUAAGAUCUUACCUCCGUAUGUCAGUUACGCACAGUUACAACCGUCCGAGAGUAAAAUCGUAGAACGAGAGAUUCAGAGCACGAAAAAUCCAUUUCUACUGUCUCAAGCGGAAGCCGACAACAUUCAAGUUCCAAAGCCGGAUCCAACGCUCUCUCAAGCGUCUCCAAGCUCAUUGAACGUUCGGGACACCUCGGCGAAGGACGAAGCACAAUCCGAAUCGGAUAAUCCGAAUGCAUUGGAGAUCGGAAAAUUCCUACAAAUGCCAAACGUUCAUAGGACCGUGGCAUUGCCUGCCCCAUACGUAUUCCCCGUUUUACCAUACAGGUUACUUCACAGCUCGCUUCAUCAUACUCAGGAUUCUUUGGGCCAAUACGAUUACAGUUACACCGGCGAUUCCAGUGCAAAAACGGAGUCAAGAUCCUUGGACGGAACUACGAGGGGUGCUUACAGUUACAUAGAUCCCAAUGGUAUUUUGCAACAAGUCCAUUACGUUGCCGAUCAUAAUGGGUUUAGAGUGCUUGCUACGAAUCUACCGGAAGCGAAAUAA